Oxyura jamaicensis (ruddy duck) is the source of this 1625-nucleotide messenger RNA. Its product is annotated as COBW domain-containing protein 1-like. Gene Ontology annotation, cellular component: cytoplasm. The transcript has 15 exons. The coding region runs from base 60 to 1166 and encodes 368 amino acids. The record is from RefSeq and is a predicted model, not a curated record. Lineage: Eukaryota; Metazoa; Chordata; Aves; Anseriformes; Anatidae.
CGCCGCCUCCGUUGGGCGGGCUGGGAGGGGGCGGCGCGGCCGCCAUUAGCCGCGCUGUGAUGGAGGACGAGGAGUGCCCGGCCCUGGUGCCCAUCGCCGGCGGCGGCUCGGAGGGGCCCGAUCCCGGCAGGAGGAUCCCCGUGACGAUCAUCACGGGCUACCUGGGUGCUGGGAAAACAACUCUUCUAAACUACAUACUGACAGAACAACAUAAUAAAAAAAUUGCAGUGAUUCUCAAUGAGUUUGGAGAAGGAAGUGCAUUGGAGAAAUCCCUGGCCAUCAGUCAAGGGGGAGAACUCUAUGAAGAAUGGCUGGAGCUCAGAAAUGGCUGCCUGUGCUGUUCAGUAAAGGACAAUGGUGUGAAGGCUAUUGAGAACCUCAUGCAAAAGAGAGGAAAAUUUGACUAUAUAUUGUUAGAAACAACUGGUUUGGCAGAUCCAGGAUCUGUGGCCUCCAUGUUUUGGGUUGAUUCUGAGCUGGGAAGUGACAUUUAUCUUGACGGCAUUAUAUCUGUUGUUGAUGCAAAGCAUGGAUUGCAGCACUUGACAGAGGAGAAACCAGAAGGCCUUGUCAAUGAAGCAUCUCGGCAGGUUGCAUUAGCUGAUCUUAUAAUCAUCAAUAAAACAGAUUUGGUUUCAGGGGAAGAAUUGAAUAAAGUCAGAACAUCUGUCAGGUCAAUAAAUGGAUUUGUCAAAAUUAUAGAGACGCAGAGAUCAAGAGUUGAUCUCUCCAAUGUGUUGGACCUGCAUGCAUUUGACAGUCUAUCUGGAAUAAGUUUGCAGAAAAAGCUUGAGCAUGUGAAGACAACACACGCGCAUUUAGAUAAGGGUAUAAUGACAGUAACAUUUGAAGUUCUAGGCGAUAUAAAAGAAGAAAACCUGAAUCUCUUUAUACAGAAUCUUCUGUGGGAGAAGAAUGUGAAAGAUAAGACUGGGCAUGCCAUGGAUGUUAUAAGACUGAAGGGACUGGUAUCUAUUCAAGGCAAAUCUCAUCAAGUGAUAGUCCAAGGUGUCCAUGAGCUCUAUGAUCUGGAGGAGACUACAGUAGAAUGGAAGGAAGAUGAAAAGAGAACAAAUAGACUGGUUUUAAUAGGUAGGCACUUGGAUAAGGAGAUCAUCAAAGAAGUAUUCGUAGCCACUGUGACAGAGAAACACGGAAACAGUUGACAUCAGUCUAUAAACAAGUUGAAAAGUCUCUGCUUAACCUUUUAUGAUGAAAAAGACUGAAUGACAUGCAGUGUAGUUGUUUUGUCUUCCUGUUGCAGUUUACAGAAGAGUUGAACUCUGAAGUUCUCCUGACAAUUCCAGCUCACCUACUGCUUAAAGAUUAGCUGCUAUGGUCUAGAAUCAAACACAAAGAAUUCUAGCAUUUUGGAUUUGGCCUAAGUUACAUUAGUAACAUUUAGAUUUGAGAAAUAAAGAUGCGCAAAGGACUUUAUUAUGCCGUAUGUGAAAAGAAGCCAUAAAUUCCAAUAUGCAUGUAGUAAACUUGUUUGAAACGUAGUCCUUUCUUCUGCUAAUUGUCUUUUAGUACUGGAAAUUAAGUAGUACUGAUUUUUACCAGUCAUGUAAUUACAGUAAAAAGUAUUUAAUGUUUAGUAUUAAACUCUCUUGCAUAACUUUCUA